UCUGUUUGUACUUUGGAGAAAGAGAGAAAGAGAGCCAUGGCGCUUACGCAGGAGGAGGGCAACUAUUGCUUUCAGCUCCCGCCGCCGGUGGUCAUCGGGCCCGACGAGGAUGGUGUGAGAAAGGUUAUCGAGUACCGCAUAGAAGAUGGCAUGGUUUUAAAGGUGACCACGACCACCCGCUCCCGCUCUAAAAUCGCCGCCAAGGAGCACCGCCGUGGGCCAGGUUCGGCGACGCCACCAACGACGACGCCACCUUCCGCUCACGUAAUCCGCACCCAAACGUGGUCUCCUCCCAGGAAGUCUUCCUUGAUCGCCCUGGGAUUGGCAGCAGAGUUGCAAGAGGCGGUCCAGUGGCGGCCAUGCUUCCUGGCGAGCGAGAUGGUUUCGUGGUUUGCAGGACCUGCAAGGGUUACCACUGGACGUCAAGGUGCCCAUACAGAGACCUUUAUUCCCAGCUGGAAGCCUUGGAUGAGCAGCCAAAACCCGCAUGUGAAGGAGGUCGCUCCGCUGCAUACGUUCCUCCAAAGUUGAAGCCUGGGGGUGGUGACAACAUGAGGCGGAGGAACCACGACAACACCGUCCGCGUGGACAAUCUUUCGGAGCAAGUCCGUGAUCUAGACCUUCUCGAGCUGUUUGGCGCAGUUGGCCCGGUCCGCCGUGCACAUGUUGCCGUGGAUCGCAGGACAGGAUCUAGUAAGGGGUUUGGAUUCGUAGAGUUCGUCCACAGUGCAGAUGCUGAAAAGGCUAUCCACACCCUAGAUCGUUACGGCUACGAUCACCUCAUCAUCCGUGUGGAGCGACCAGAACGGCGCGUCGGCUGAGCUAAACCUCCGUGUGUUUGGAUGGCGGGCACUGGAAUCUUCGAGAGCUGGGCGUCGGCAAAAGCUUGGCUCUGAUCAGCCUCACAUCUUGUGUAGUAUAGCAUUCUCUUAGGAAUAGGAUUUCACCAAGUUAUUUCUCCUCUUUGAUUUGUC
Triticum aestivum (bread wheat) is the source of this 974-nucleotide messenger RNA. RefSeq lists its product as uncharacterized. Lineage: Eukaryota; Viridiplantae; Streptophyta; Magnoliopsida; Poales; Poaceae. The transcript has a single exon. The record is from RefSeq and is a predicted model, not a curated record. The coding region runs from base 37 to 531 and encodes 164 amino acids.